Messenger RNA from Ostrinia nubilalis (European corn borer), 691 nucleotides. RefSeq names its product NADH dehydrogenase [ubiquinone] 1 alpha subcomplex subunit 11-like (gene ND-B14.7). Gene Ontology annotation, biological process: mitochondrial respiratory chain complex I assembly. The record is from RefSeq and is a predicted model, not a curated record. The transcript has 2 exons. The coding region runs from base 84 to 599 and encodes 171 amino acids. Lineage: Eukaryota; Metazoa; Arthropoda; Insecta; Lepidoptera; Crambidae.
AACUGACUUCGUAAAUGUCCGUCAGCAAGUAGUGGUGGUGUUGUGUAACUAUUUUUAUUGAAAAGACCUGAAUAAAUCCAACAAUGUCUCUAAAUAUGAUGAAAUAUAAAUACUACGACACCCCUGAGGGGCAGGAUAUUUUAAUGAAAAGCAUUGUGACUUCCAAAUAUGCCGCAUUAUCCGGUCUUGGUGCAGCUACGUUCGAUGUGCUUAUGUACUCACAGCCUAAAGGUAUUGUGGCUACCGCUGGACGAUUCAUGUGGUACAUCGGUCCUUUGGUCGGUAUGGCCACAGCCUUCACCGUGACCACUAACGUAGCCCAGAACAUUCGCGGCAAGAAUGACAAGAUAAAUUAUUUCCUUGGUGGAGUGGCUGCUGGUUCAGUUUUUGGUGCUUGGCAAAGAUCGAUAACAAUUUCCGUGCCGAUGGCGGUGCUCUUGGGAUUAGUGGCCGUGGUCAAGAAGACCGCUAUCGACGAAGGCUGGGAGCUGCUGCCGCAAGUGCCUCACGCCACAAAAACGAUCCAAUCCGUCAAACGUGACUGGAGCAUAGUGAAAGACAUCGAAGAAUUGAAGAAUUAUACCACAGAAUCUAAGUAAAAACAAGGAAGUGAAAGGACUAGUUCAUUCAAUGAAGAAUAUGUAAUUAAACCUCUAAUUAAGUAUAAAUUAGUAAAUUGUUGUUUUUUAAA